Pyrus x bretschneideri (Chinese white pear) is the source of this 1154-nucleotide messenger RNA. Its product is annotated as photosynthetic NDH subunit of lumenal location 5, chloroplastic. Gene Ontology annotation, biological process: protein folding; protein peptidyl-prolyl isomerization. Gene Ontology annotation, molecular function: peptidyl-prolyl cis-trans isomerase activity. The coding region runs from base 136 to 915 and encodes 259 amino acids. The record is from RefSeq and is a predicted model, not a curated record. The transcript is spliced from 7 exons. Lineage: Eukaryota; Viridiplantae; Streptophyta; Magnoliopsida; Rosales; Rosaceae.
CACUCGAAUUCAUCGCUUCUUUGCAAGGAAGAAGGGAAUAUGCGAUAUCCAUAAAAUUAGAACAACAACCGCACUGAGCCUUAUCACCACACUGCACAGAAAAGCUUCCGCAGCAGCAGCAGCAAGGUAGCUUCAAUGGCGGCUCCGUUGACCACCCUGUCAAAUGUUGGUUCGCUUCCGGCUUCUCGCAGCGUGUCUCAGAUCAGAGUUCUGACCCCUACCAGUUCUUCCAUCACAGUCCCAUCGUCAUCUAACAAAACGGCGUCGUUGUCCUCCAGCUUCUUCUCCAGGUCGUCGCGUUUGUCCCCUCUGCCAUUCCCUUCGAACCCUAGUUCCGGGAAAAGGACCAGUCUUGCUAGCUCAGUCCGCGCCAGUGCUGAGGAAGUAACUUUACAAUCAAAAGUGACCCAUAAGGUGUAUUUUGAUAUUAGCAUUGGGAACCCAGUUGGGAAGCUUGCUGGAAGGAUUGUGAUUGGAUUGUAUGGCGAUGAUGUGCCCCAAACCGUGGAGAAUUUCCGUGCUCUUUGCACAGGUGAUAAAGGCUUUGGAUUCAAGGGUUCCGCGUUCCAUCGUGUGAUCAAGGAUUUCAUGAUUCAAGGAGGGGACUUUGACAAAGGCAAUGGCACCGGAGGUAAAAGCAUUUACGGACGUACUUUCAAGGAUGAGAACUUCAAGUUGUCUCAUACUGGCCCCGGAGUUGUUAGCAUGGCCAAUGCAGGGCCCAAUACCAAUGGUAGCCAGUUCUUCAUAUGCACGGUCAAGACACCAUGGCUCGACAACAGGCAUGUUGUUUUUGGGCAAGUGGUGGAAGGCCUGGAUGUUGUUAAACUAAUCGAGUCUCAAGAGACAGACAGAGGUGAUCGCCCUACAAAGAAAGUGGUCAUCGCCGACUGUGGAGAGCUGCCAGUGGCCUAAUGCGGAUUUUUAUCGGUUUUAGUUACUAGUGUUUCCCUUGAAUCCCUUCUCCGUUUUGGAAAUGUGGCCUUUAGUAUUAUGUACCCCAUUCAGAGGCUUUUAGUUUGUUUGGCGGAUUAGUCCUGCAGCACGAAACGUUAUCAUUUUUUCAUGUAUCUCUGUACUCCUUAACAGUAGAGUUUGAUUACCGGGAAUGACGGCCAAUUGGAACAAUAAUAUUUUCUUAUUGAAUGUCUGAA